Scatophagus argus is the source of this 1283-nucleotide messenger RNA. It is a transcript of the gene jmjd7, whose product is annotated as jumonji domain containing 7. The transcript is spliced from 9 exons. Lineage: Eukaryota; Metazoa; Chordata; Actinopteri; Scatophagidae. The record is from RefSeq and is a predicted model, not a curated record. Bases 268 to 1206 code for a protein of 312 amino acids. Gene Ontology annotation, molecular function: 2-oxoglutarate-dependent dioxygenase activity.
UGUACUGGGAGCGUCCCCGUUGGCCCACAGUGAGACCGCUGCAGUUCCGCCUCCCUCCUGCAGGGGGAGACCUGCUCACUUCAGAGACUGCAGGAGAGGUGCGCUGCGCAUGCGCACCGGACGCAAACAAAGGGGCAUGCCACCAUGACGUUAGGAGAAGUGUGAGAGCAGCGAAUUUAUCGAUUAUCACUGAUGAUAACUGAUCUCUGAUCGGAUAUCUGAAGCGGUCUCUGUGACGCAGUUCCGGUGUGAUGACGAAGAAACAACAUGGAGUCUGUGAAGAAACGUCUGACUGAGUUUUCACUGGAGGCUCACGAUUUGUAUCUGAACCAAUCAGUGCCUUACCUGGAGGAGCCACCUGACCCGCUGCAGUUCUACCGCGACUGGAUUGGACCAAACAAGCCCUGCAUCAUCCGCAACGCCAUCAACCAUUGGCCAGCUCUGUCCAGUUGGAGCCUGGAGUACCUGAGGGAGAAAGUGGGGUCAAAGGUCAUCAGUGUGGCAGUGACUCCUAACGGCUAUGCGGACGCCGUUAGCGGCGGUCACUUCAUGAUGCCUGAGGAGAGACGGAUGAGUUUCUCUUCUGUACUUGACAUCAUCGAGGGGAAGGUGCCGGCAGGUGGCGCUGUGUUUUACGUUCAGAAACAGUGUUCUAACCUGCUCGACGAGCUCCCGGAGCUCACAGACGACGUGGAACCUCAUGUUUCCUGGAUGAGUGCUGCACUUGGAAAGUUACCUGAUGCCGUGAAUUUCUGGCUCGGAGAGGCGAGUGCCGUCACCUCCAUGCACAAAGAUCACUAUGAGAACCUUUACUGUGUGAUUUCUGGAGAGAAAAACUUCAUCCUGCUGCCGCCCACAGACCGACCCUUCAUUCCCUACGGUCAGUAUCAGCCAGCUGUUUACCAUCAGAUGGACAACGGUGAGUUUGAGGUCAUCGAUCACAGCAGCUCUGAGAAGAUCCCUUGGAUCCCUCUGGACCCUCUGGACCCAGACCUGAAGCGGUACCCACAGUACCGGAGAGCUCGGCCACUCCGCUGCACCGUGAAGGCCGGAGAGAUGCUGUACCUGCCGUCACUGUGGUUCCACCACGUAAGGCAGUCACAUGGCUGCAUCGCAGUGAACUUCUGGUACGACAUGGAGUACGACAUCAAGUACAACUACUUCCAGCUGCUGGAGAAACUGUCUGAGGUCACAGGGUCAACGUGACAUCACAGCGUCAAGUGACCCAGUGAAGCUACUGGAAAAUAAAAUAAAAACUGCACACUGAAAUGUGACAGACAGAA